Molecule: messenger RNA, 3285 nt
Organism: Phytophthora sojae
Lineage: Eukaryota; Oomycota; Peronosporomycetes; Peronosporales; Peronosporaceae
Exons: 9
Coding region: 1-3285 (1094 amino acids)
Source: RefSeq, a predicted model, not a curated record
AUGGCGGAUGCCGCCGGAAGAGCAGCUCUCGCUCGAGGAAGUCGAGCGGAAUGCUCGCCGGACAAACGCCGCGAGGCGCAAGGCUUCUCGCGAGGAGAAGGAGUCGACGGAGGCCCAACAUCAGCCGGAUUCGAGUCGGCUGCCCAGGAUGCGCACCACGUGUCCCUGGAUGCUGCCACCCCGGAUGACGAAGAGAAGGGGCCCCCGAGUGGCUCGGAAGUGAACUCCACCCCGGACUCAGAGGUGGAGGUUGUGGGUGUGUCCAUUCCGGAUGUGCCCACCCAGGCGUCUGUGGGAGGCGCCGUCAAGGUUGAGUCGUCGGCUGUGGAUGAACCAUCGGGAACGUCCCGGCCGGCCCAAGAUGUGAUCGUGCUGGACGACAACUCGGAUGAGUCCCCCUCGCAGGCGCGCACGAUCAAGGGAGAAGGACCGUUACCAGCCGUCCAGGAAGAGCCGGCGUCAAGCCUGCCGAACGAGACUCCGUUACCAAGCUCACCCGUUCCGAACGCCGCUCCGGAUGCGCCGCCCAGGGUGGCCACCUCGGAGGACCCCCAAAUGGUCAUCGACCUGAUUGGUCCUGGCGAAGAUUCCGGAGAGCAGGCGUCCGCCGCCCGGAUGAAGGAGUUCGUGGCCGACCAGCCCGACACCCGACUUUCAACAAUGGCGACGUCCCGAUACGUUGCGGCUCGUUUGACGAUGAUGCACCCGAGCGACAACUGGAUUUCGGAUUGGAGCUUGGUCCGACUGUCUCCGUGCACUGCCGCGGACGCCACUGCGGCCAUGAUCCCCAUGACCACGCUGUCACUGCGCGAGUGCGCCGCCCUGCUGCAGACGCUAUUCUUCGAGGCGGGAUUCAGAGUCACUGCGGGCGUCCCAACUCGAGUCAUGCCAGCGCUGAACGUUCAUGCACUGGGGGAUGCUGCCCUGGACGCGGUCAAGGAGGAACACCCGGACGACGACGUGCCAAUGUCGACCCGGGAAAUGGACGUGCUCGGUCGAGAAUGUCUUUUCCGGAUGAGGGUUGCUGAAGUCCGGCCGACCCGAAGUCCGGCGAGUUCAGCUGUGGGCCGCCCUGAAUCCAAGCGUCCGCAAUAUGGCCCGCCACGUCCGUCGUCAAUCCCGUCCAUGAGCUCCCACUUGUCCUACCGGUCUUCCAUCCCGGCGAGUCAAGAUGCGGACGCUCUGAGCACGCGGAUGUCUGUCUUCCAGAGUGCAGUUUCCCGACGAAGUUCAGGACGAGAGUCAAGUCUGUCUGGAACGACGGCCGCGGAUUCGGAGGAGUCGAACCCCAACGCCACGUCCGGUGGCUCAGCCCCCAUUCAGGGAGGCUGGGGCGUGCAAGUCACGGAGACGGUGCUCCCUACACCACCAGUGCCGGUGAACCAGGACGAUGUCGAUAUGUCGGAGUCGGGUCACACUAGCAUUCGGAGUGGUCACAGGUCGAGGACGUACCGGAGGCACACGCGCUCCCGAAGGUCAAGCCCAAGCAGUUCUUCCAGCGAAUCCAGCUCGGAGGAUGAAAGGCGCCGUGGCCGCCGAGGAUCCAAGCACCCUCGCUGUCCCAAGCGGUCGCCCAAGUCGAAGCGGUCGCCCAGUCGAUCCGUGAAGUCCGGAUGGUCAGUUCACUCCUCUGCGUCGAGAAUCUCCGAGAUAGCGCUGACCAUGAUGCGAGUCACGCAGGACGCCAUGGCUCGGGUGGAUGCGAGUGUUCAGGAGAUGAAGCAACAGCUCCAGGAUAAGGACAACGCCCCGGACCGGGAGCCCGAAGCCGCUGACGAGGGGAAGCGAAUCUUCCAGACCUACCAGGCCACUCAGCUGCUGGUCGGCCGGGAGGAUGCCCUGGAAAACCAAUGUGCCCUCGACACACAGGCCCCAGUUCAGGUGAUCAUGAGUGAGGCGACGGCUGUGAAGGCCCGCGAAGUCGUGGGAGCUAUCCAGGAAGAUGCCUUGAAGCGUGCGCGAGAAACCGUGAAGGCGGAGCGCGCGCAGGAAGAGCACCUCCGGUCCGAAGCUGAAGCCGCGAAGCUGCAAGUUCAGGAGGCCAGGAUGCAGAAGACCGUGGAAGAGCAGCGGAGAUUACUGGAAGAACAGCAGAAGCUCUUUGACCGAAGGAUCGCUUUGCUAGAAGCAGCCCAGUCGAGGGACAAGGCGGCCGGCCCUGACCAGGGGAAUGUUCGGAGAACGCGUUCGCGCGACACUCGGACGACAUCAUCCCAGGUUCAAGGAGCUCAAGCGACACCCGCACCUGAUCCGACUGUUCAGUGGCGUCAUCACUGGACACAUGGCGACCUUCCAGCUGCCCAGCUUCAAGCAACGCUGGCGCCGAUGACUGGUGUUAAGUAUGAGAGGGAAGAGUCGACGCCCAGGGUUGUUCCAUCGAAAGCAACCCAAGCGACGAUCGAGAAGUCGGGACCCAAGCCGGCUGCCUCCUCUCGUUCGGAGACCAAGAAAACGGCUGCCCGGAAGGACUCACUCAAGAAGCGAUCGAAUAAACGUGGAGACCCCUCGGACGACAGCUCAAGCUCGGACUCGAGCGAGGAGGACUCAAGCGAUGAAGACUCCGACAGCUCGUCCGGCGAGGUGCCCACCAACGUGGCGACGGCGACGACCCAAGGCGGGACGACGAUGAAUUGGAGAGGCCAGCUCUCUCGGCACGACCGCCAGGACUGGACCAGGUUGUCCAAGGCCUUCCGCCGCGAGUACUGCAAGUCCAAGGCACUGGCGUUCCUGUACCGCCUGAACAUCGCGGCGGAGCACGCGAAGGUGGAUUUCCGGAAGUCGAGCAAGCAGCGCGAGAUGCAUAUCCGCCAGUUCAUCCGGAUCCUCCACGACGAGCCGACCAAGGCAGCUGUGGAAAGCCACCGGUUCAAGAAGGUGGCAGAUCUGGAGUACAUCCUGAAGUGUCGAGAGGAACUGCACCACGGCGAUGACCCUCCCGCUCGAACGACGCAGGCUCGCGACUUCCGCGCGGACAACGUUCCCCGGGACCGUUUCCGGUCCAAGCACCGGGAUCGAGCAUUAGUGGUGACCGCAGAGUCUGACUCGGAGCCAGACAGCCCGGAUGGGACAGAAGAAGCAGUGGAGCGCCGCGGUCCCGUGGCCGAAACUCCCGCCAUCCAGGAAGUUCAUGACGUGAGCGCCCCAAGACGAUGCGAGGACUGGAGAGUGUUCCAAGAGGUCAAGAAGCUGGUGCGCGAGGAAGGCCUGACUGACCUGCCAAGCCAUGUGCGGGAGGACAUCCUGAAUGGCGAGGCCAGUUCUGAGGGGAAGCAGUUAAACCACUAA